AUGGCGACUGAUCAUGCAUCUCAGAGCUCUGUAAAUUUUGGUGAAAAGUUUCCUCUAAACGAACCAGAAGUGACACAAUCGGUUGAUAAUGGUAACCAUUUGUGUUACGAAACAAAUAAAGGCAAAAUUCAGUUCAAAUGGAUGUCUAGUUUUGACAAAUUAGCUCAAUUUGUCGACCAGUCAUUGAAGGUCGAUGGCGUGUGGUCGGAAAUCACCACUAACGGAGGUUAUCAUGUGUGCAAAAGUCCUGAGGUAACUCUAAGUUUUUAUCCAACAACUAAAACUUUGAAAAUUCAAGGACCGAAGCAAGUAUAUUAUCGUUCACUUUUGCAAGACAUUGGUGGACUAGAUAUCAAUAAUUUUAAGAAGCAGGAGACCAACCCUGAAGCCCUCGAGCGAGACGAAGAAGAAAGCUUCGAUGCUUCAUUAGUAUGCAUUUCUUCACAAUCAAGCGUGGGUGAAAUGCCUACGGUCUGCUGCGGUUCUAGUUGUGCGGAAGGAAUGAAAAAACUAUGGCAAGAAAUAGAAGCUAUUAAAACCAAUCUUAAGAUAUCUGAAAUGAAGAGCGCUUCCGCUAGCUGUCCAACGUGCGAAACUAAUUUAAAGGACAAGCAAGACGCACUGAAUAAAUGUGUGGAGUAUGAAAAUACAAUAAAACGUCUUGAAGAUGAAAAAUUAAGUCUAAUAACAGCUAUUAGACUUUUACAGGAAGAUUCGCAAAGCAUCCACUCCAAAACGGACAAGAUUCCGGCAAAUUCUGGUCCAUGGGAAAAAGUUAAUCGAAAGGGCAAGCGAAAUAAUAAUAACAGUCAAGAUCAAGCCCAAACGAAAAAUGAUGAUAAAGCUGCUGAUGCAGAAGGACAUGGCGUAAAUCAAGACGAAAGCUCCAAGAAAAGGUCAGUUGUUAUACUUGGAGAUUCUAUGACUAAAAACAUACAAGGAUGGAAAUUAUCAACUAAAGACAAGCAUGUAGUAGCUAGAACAUUUCCCGGGUCUACUGUUGAAGACAUGUCUGACUAUUGUAAGCCAUUUACAAGGCAAAAUCCCGAAAAAAUUAUUCUGCAUGUAGGGACUAAUAACGUUGUAUAUGACACUCCAACAAAUGUCGCCACGAAGAUAACUAAUUUAGCUAAGAAAAUUAAGAAGGAUCUUCCUUCGACAAAAAUAGCGAUAUCGGGACUAAUCUGUAGGAAGGAUGAGAAGCUUAACAAUAACAUUAAGCAGGUGAACGACGUAUUAAAGAAAAGUUGUAAUUCUAACAAUUGGAAAUUUAUAUCUAACCAUAAUAUUGGAAAUGACAUGAUUAAUGGUAGUGGUGUUCACCUGAACCGUAAGGGCGUGUAUACUUUCGCCAGUAAUCUUAAGUUAGCGAUAAAUAAGGAUUGA
Messenger RNA from Paramuricea clavata, 1386 nucleotides. The record is from the annotation of a GenBank genome assembly. NCBI's taxonomy places the organism in Eukaryota, Metazoa, Cnidaria, Anthozoa, Malacalcyonacea, Plexauridae.